AAUGAAGUAAGCCGUAUUUAAAUUUCAGGUUAUAUUAAAGUCGAAAAUAAUGACAAUAUCCUUUUAAAAUAUAUUCCAACAUCGUGUUUCAAAAGUCAAACAAAAAAAUAUUUAAUUUGCAAGAACUUGUUAACGUGCGCGGUAAAAAGAUUUUAUUUUUGCAAUGUAUGAUAAUACAUUUGAAAUUUUCUUAUAAGUACCUACGAUGGCUACAUUAUUUCACACGCUUCAAGACCACAAAGAAUAUGCUGCAAAUAAUUCAAUGAAUAAACAAGAAUAUGAAUCAGGUGGAAAUACAAUGGCAGCACGAAAAAAAAAAAUUCAAGACGUUGAGCAGGAGGAAGGUGAGAUCAUAUCCAACUCUGAAUCAGAACACAGUUUUGACAAUAACGUGCCAUCCAAGCGUUUAAAAAUUUGUAACAAUGAUCAAGAAUUAAAAUUAAAAAGCAAUGAAACAGUAAUAAAUGAUGUGGCUUCAGAAGAUGCUGCCCUGAGUAGAGAAAACCAAUACAAUAGUACUGUAACAUUAUUUCCCCCUGAAAAGCCUAAAGUAUCAGGUGAAGAAUAUUUAAAACUUAAACAAGAAUUAAGAGAAAGAAAACUGAGAUUGAAGAAUAUACCACGAUUAAAUGUAAAAGAAGCAGGUGUUGAAGCUGCUUUAUGUUUACUUCCUGAGAACCGAAUACCUUUAUUUUUAACUGAUAUACAGCAUUUGAUUUUGUAUUCUAUACUAGGAAAUCACUCUCCUUAUCUGCCUUCCCGUUGGUGUCAUUUACAAAAGUGGAAUCAUUUAUCACAAAUUGUAGUAAAUGUUGCGGAAGGGGUCAGUUUAAAUGAUUAUUUAGAACAUAAAUCAUCAUUUGAGACUAUAGAUAACAUAUUUAAUACAUCUGUUGAAUUAGUUACACCCGCAGUUAGUGAAAACAGCAUUAUUGAAGAAUUAGCAUCUGUUCCCUUAACAGGGACCCAGAAGGAUAAACUACUGAAACAGUUUGGAACACUAGAAACUGCCAUGAAAAAUUCCAAAGAUCUUAUGGUCAUGAUGCGAGCUGUAUUCCCAAUAAGUAAAGAAGUUAAAAAUACACACCAGGAUGAUUUACCUCCAACUGAUACAUUUUCUCGGACUAAACUGCUAUUAUCAGCUUGGCAAAUGGUAGAAGAAGGAUAUCCACUGCCAUUAAAAGGUGAACUGGCAAAACGAUAUUCUGAUUUUAUCAUGACUAAAGAUUCAUAUACUCAAGUUACAGCUAAAUCACCAAUGUUUGGUCUAGAUUGUGAAAUGUGUAAGACAAGAUUUGGUUCUGAACUUACAAGAGUAUCAAUGGUCAAUGAAAAGUUUGAAGUGGUUUAUGAAACAUUUGUUAAGCCAUACAAUCCAAUUGUAGAUUAUGUAACUCAAUUUUCUGGAAUCACAAAAAAGAUGUUGGAGAAUGUUACUACACGUAUUGAAGAUGUCCAUCGUGACAUUAGACGAAUAUUGCCUUCUGAUGCCAUACUAGUAGGUCAAUCACUUAACUCUGAUUUACUUGCAUUGAAAAUGAUGCACCCUUAUGUGAUUGAUACAAGUGUAAUUUUUAACAUAACUGGAAACAGGGGUCGGAAAUCAAAAUUACAGUUGCUUGUAAGGGAAUUUCUUGGUCAAGCAAUUCAAACAGCUUCAUCUGGACACGAUUCUAUUGAAGACAGCUCAGCAUCCUUGAAACUAACACAGCUUAAACUAGCUAAAGGCAUUCAUUUUGGAGAUGCUGUACUUGAGAAUUCAAAUAAGCAAUAUAAGGAGCUUUCAAAUAGAGACAAUCCUGAGAAUGAUUACUCUACUAGUAUAUUUAAUCAAGUUACACGCUGCCAUAAAACUGGUCACUUACCUUCUGCACAAAUUCUGGGAUGCCCAGAUACAAUAUCUCAAUAUGAAAACUUUUUAUUAAACGAUGAAAAAAAAAUUAUAAAAUGUAUUCCAAGUAAUACAAACAAAGAAGUUAUCAAGAAUACCUGUGAAAGGAGUCUUGAGCAUAAACUUACCAUUUCACACAUAAAAAUUUCAAAAAACAAAAUGGUAUCAGAAAAAAUAGAGAAAACUCUGAAAAAAAUAGAUAAAUGGGUAGGGAUGAUUUGGGAUAACAUGACGAAAAAUAGUUUAUAUAUUUUUAUACUAGGAGGCGAUGUAAAUGCAAAUGGUGCAUGUUUUUUGGGGAUAAAAAAACAAUCAACUGGAUUGUGAGAUAUUAUAGCUUAAUAAUGAAUAUGUUAUAUAAUA
Ctenocephalides felis (cat flea) is the source of this 2254-nucleotide messenger RNA. Its product is annotated as RNA exonuclease 5-like. NCBI's taxonomy places the organism in Eukaryota, Metazoa, Arthropoda, Insecta, Siphonaptera, Pulicidae. The transcript has a single exon. Gene Ontology annotation, cellular component: nucleus. Gene Ontology annotation, molecular function: exonuclease activity; nucleic acid binding. Bases 206 to 2218 code for a protein of 670 amino acids. The record is from RefSeq and is a predicted model, not a curated record.